CGGCGAUGCUCGAGCUCACGCGCGCCAAGGCUGCGAUCAAAGCGCUCGGCGAUGGCUACGCAACGGCGGUCGAGGCUCUGCGCGGCGAAAUCCCGCUUGCGCAGCUGCGAAGUGAUCGUGAGACCGAUGUUCAAGUCCGCGACGCUUUGAGCCACUACGUGCCUUGGGACGAAUUGAGCGACGACGACCUCGCGCCGUUUGUGGGCGCGGACGGCGCCUGCAUUGUGCCCGCCGAUGCUAUCAAGCUCACAGUCGACACAAACAACUUCCAUGAGAUGUCAAGGCUGCUCGUCGGAGCGUUCGGGUCGUGCGUCUUUACGCUCUCGCACUUGACGUUGGAUGGUGACGAUAUGGCGCCGCGCCUCUCGCCGCUCGACACCCGCGAUGCCUCGUGGACGCUGGUCAUUGCGCUGGAUGCGCCCCAUUCCCGCAAACUUACCGUCACGUGCAAGGAGCGCUCGUCAACACUCGAGCUGGGUGCAGAUUGGGUGCGGGAGUCGUAUGCCGCGUGGUACGUCGACUGUGACGUCGAGCUUGCGCCUAUUUCGGCCGGACGGCGCGCGUACCUCGUCUACGCUGUGCAGCUCGUCGACGCACCUACGCAGCGAACAGCUCCGCCAGGCCCGGCCGACACCGCGUCGAUGCUGUCGUAUUUGGCGGCGGCGCCACGGCAGUUUGCGACUACGUACGCAUAUCGCUGCCAAGACGACGCAGCGUCGUUUGCUGAUCUGAACGCUGUUCACGCCGAGCUUGUGCACAGUUUUGUGGCUGCCGGUGCGUUCGACGUCGCGCUCGUCACGUUGACCGACGCGACGGCGGUCCCAGAGCUCUCGCACCAAGAGCUUCAAGCCGUGCGUGACGCUGUCGUUCAGUACAUUCUCGACAACGAGGAAGCGAUCGGCGAGGAAGCGCGAGACGCUCUGGGCUAUCUGAACGACGAGUUGACGUACAAAGUGGUCAACUAUUACGCCGGUCGGUCGGCGCGUCUUGAAGCAGAGCGUCGCGAUCGUCAAGAACCUUCCAGGCGUCCACCACCAAUUCGGGACGGCUACGUCGCAACCGACUUUGAUGCCAUCUUCAACUCCAGCUAUUAUAGCGUUGACGAGGGCUACAUUGGCGACGACGAUCUACAUGAGAGCAUCGACUUUAGCGACUACGCACGCGACAACUCUUACGUCGACCUCAACUUGCAGCCACUGGCCGACUUUGUCACCAACUUUGGCACGACGUUCAAGCCGAUUCCACCGCCGCCACGUACGAUCAUCAAUGUGGCCAUGCAUCUGCAGACGCCGCUGCCAACCGACUUGCCCGCGUCGCUGCUCGUCGGACGCACUGUCGGCAAGUGGGUCGCCACCGAGUCGCUUGACGAUCUCUCGUCUCCGGUGCUUCUCUUUUGGCCCAAGAAACACCGCGUGCGACUUCUCGGUUUUGGUGCAGCGUUCCAGCUGCUCCAGAACGCUUUCCACGCCCCUCACAAUGCGCUGCCACUCGGGUACGCAUCCUUGUCCGAGCUGGCGACGGCCGUCAUGGAGAUGCUCGGUGACUCGGACGUGAAGACAACGGACGCCGAUCGCGAGGCCAUGACGGCGUUCGUCUCAGCGUCUCGCUCGGCGCUGCUCCGGUCGCUCUACGUGACGCACUGCAUCGACGUUUUCGACGACACCAAGCGCAGUGACGGCGUUGCAUGGCUCAAAACGACGUGCGUUGAGUUUGGCUGGGAAGACGUCGGCGCCGCGAUCGUCCAGCUGGUCGACCAGAGCUUGGGCGACUGGCACAAGACGCAUGCGUACGCGUACUUGGACUGGGCCAACCUUGCAGCGGCGCUCCGGUUCGUCAUGGCGCUGCUCGAUGCAUUGACAGAGCUCAAUCAGCCGUACUUUCCCGAGCUCGUCGUCACGCUUUGGCAUACUGUCGUCGCCAACGCUGUUCGCUUCCGAGACGAAGACGAAAGUUACGUCGGGUCCUCAGACGACCAACGGACAUGUGCGCUGCAUAUCAUGCUUCAACUCGAAGUGCGUGUCGCUUGCGACUGGGAUGCGUCCCCGACGUCGUCGUGGUUUGGCUCGCGGCUCCCGUCGUUGCUUGUCGCAGCCAUUUGUAGCUACGUCACACCAGUCGGCUCUGUGGUCUCGAUCGUGCAGCGAUGUCCCGUCGCCAUGGCGCCGCUUCUCACGCUUCUGCCUGGUAUCUCGGCCAUGGACGGGACGCGGCCGACGCCGCUUCUGCCGUUGGUUCAAGACGAAUUGGAAGCGCAGUACGAUCUAGCCCAAGAAGAUGACUCUACUCUGCUUGCCGAGCGCCUCGAGGAACUGCACCGAUGGAUCGGCCUCGAAAAAGAUCUCGUCGCCACCUUCGCAGCUUCGUGGAAGCUGUGCUAUGAAACCACGGCGUGCGCGUUGCUGCGCGCUCUCCACCAAGGCUUGGCCCUCUCGCCCACUGAUGCGACUGCGAUCGUAAACUUGAUCCUGGGCUUCACUGCCUCCCUCGUCGGUAACCGGCACUCGUUUGACUGGAUGGACGACAAAAUCGUAGCCCACAAGAAGGCGCAAACCGUCACCCACGCUUUAUUGCUCAUUCUCGACCGUCUCUCGCCGUCGCACGUACCUCUUUUUGUCGCGGACCUCAUCGAGAAGGUCGGCCGAGCCCCGGUGUAUAUGCAUCUUGACUGCACUCGCACGGUGCUCUACCCGAUGAUCCGGUACCUCGACGACAAGCUUCCGGCAAAUUACGCGCCAAGCCGUCAAGCGUUGGUCGCAGCAAGUUCUGCCGAUGCUAGAAUCGGCGGGUGAUCUCGACUGCGAUUGCGAGUACUGCUUUGACGGAUGGGGUUACCGCUGCUCCGAUCGGGACAUGCGUCGUGAGCGUCGGCGCAUCGAAGCUUGCAUUGCGUAUCUCCGAGAUACGACAAAGAAGCGGGCCGUAGCCUCUUCGACCUCACGCACCAAGCGUCCCAAAACCGACGCGGGGCAGCGCUGAGCUGGAGUGGGUCAACUUUCUUUGCAUAGCGUUCAUUCAGCCCGUCCAGGGAUUGCUUUGUACCACUUGAAAGUACACUUUUUGUACUCUGCGCCUGCGUUAGCCUUAUGUAUAACUAGUUUCCACCAAGUAGAACAUGUCUAUACAAUCUAUUUGAUGGCAAAC
Molecule: messenger RNA, 3141 nt
Organism: Saprolegnia diclina VS20
Lineage: Eukaryota; Oomycota; Saprolegniomycetes; Saprolegniales; Saprolegniaceae
Exons: 1
Coding region: 6-2789 (927 amino acids)
Source: RefSeq, a predicted model, not a curated record